Aspergillus melleus is the source of this 1692-nucleotide messenger RNA. RefSeq names its product anaphase promoting complex subunit DOC1. The record is from RefSeq and is a predicted model, not a curated record. NCBI's taxonomy places the organism in Eukaryota, Fungi, Ascomycota, Eurotiomycetes, Eurotiales, Aspergillaceae. Gene Ontology annotation, biological process: protein K11-linked ubiquitination; anaphase-promoting complex-dependent catabolic process. The transcript is spliced from 2 exons. Gene Ontology annotation, cellular component: anaphase-promoting complex. The coding region runs from base 1 to 1692 and encodes 563 amino acids.
AUGCCCCGCCAUCCUCACCAGCAGCAACACCAACAACAACAACCCUACCCACACCUCCUCCGCCGCCACCCCGCCCAAGAAACACCCUCAACAUCCACGCCCCCUUCCCUUCCAGGACAAGGACCAGGCCCAGGAUCCCGCCCUACAGCUCCUCCCCGUCCUCGCCCUCAACCUCAUCCACCAGCCGCCGCCGCCGCAGCAGCAGACCCCCGCCUCCUCAACGCCGCCGCGGCGGCCUCGAACGCGCAAUCGCGCUCCCGCGCCGCACAGUUCCAGACUCCUCCCUCGCGCACCAUCCCGCAGCUCCAUCCGUCCUCGGGGCCCCUGGAGCCGGCCGAUACGGUGCAUCCGGCGCAGGCGGCGCAGGCGGCUAUCUUUUCGCUGUUUGGGCGCGGCGUGCAUGGGAGACCGCAGAGGUAUGGGCAUCAGUAUCAAGCUCAGCAUCCCCAGCAAUAUUCGCAUCGAGAGGCGCAGGGGUUAGGUGGGUUAGGGCAGAGACAGAGGGCGAGGGGGAUGGCCAUGGGGAUGGGGUAUACCGAGGGGGACGAGGAACAGGAAGGUUCUGAUGAGGAAUCUGGGGAAGGUGGAGUAGAUGUGGAUGAGUAUGAGGAGGUUGAGGAUGAUGAGGAGGAAGAGGCGAGCUUCGCGGACCAUCACCAUCCAUCAGGAUUAGGGAGACGGCGGGGGUUUACGGAUCGGAGUCGCAUUACGGUGGAUCCUGAGGGGAACGAGAUUGAGAUGUCGGAUGAGGAUAUGGAGGGGAUGGUGGAUGAUGAGUUGGAGGAGGUCGAGGAUGAGGAGGAAGAGGAGAUUGUGGAUGAGGAUGUUGAUGAGGAUGAGAUGAUGCAGGAUCGAGAACGCUCCCCCUCUCCCCUCCCCGCCAACCUCCGCGAAAUCUCCUCCCUAGCCUCGUGGACCGUCUCAACGCACAAACCGGGUUGCGGCGUCGCCGCUCUCCGCAACCCCUCGCCAACCCAGUACUGGCAGUCCGACGGCCCGCAGCCACACACGCUGACGCUACAUUUCUUUAAGCUCGUCGCGGUGGUCAAGAUCCGCGUGUACCUUGACUGCGAGAUGGAUGAGAGCUACACACCGACGAAGAUGACCUUCCUCGCCGGAAUGGGGGGCAACGACGUCGUGGAGUUCGCGACCUGGGAAGGCGAAGGACCGUGCGGCUGGGUCGACGUACCGCUAGAAGGCGUCGGCGGACGGGACGGUGGUUGGGUGCGCAAGAAGCGGAGACGGCGUGUGCGAAAGGGCGAGAAGAAGAAGAACGGCACCAACACGAAGCAAGGAUCCAGCACGAUCCGGAACGACUACGUCGAGGACGAAGACGAAGGCGAGGGCGACGAGACGGCCGAAGAGGAAGACGACGAAGAUGAUCCGUACGCGGGCAACGUGCUCAAAGCCAUGGUCAUUCAGAUGCGCGUGAUUGAGAACCAUCAAAACGGUAAGGAUACUCACGUGCGUGGGUUCCAGGUGUUUGCGCGUGACGACGAGCGCAGGCGUAUGGGAAACGCGCCGUCCGCGUCGGCGGAUGGUCGAGUGCGCAGGCACAGUGCGCGCAAGUCGUUGCGGGCGAGCACGAAUGACGAGGGCGCGGAGGCGCGCGAGGCAGUUGGGGAUCUGGACCGGGGGAAGGUGGUUGGACUUGAGGCACCGGAUUGGAUGGGAGAACCGGUGAUUCGAUAG